UUGACCCUGGUGAUGUACGUGAAAGACGUUGGGAACAUCAACUCCACGGUGUUUCACAGUAAAGGUCUGGCCUCUGUGACGCGGCUCAGGAUGGACGGCGCUGAGAUCACAGGAAUCGCAGAAGGAGCCUUCGGUUCUUUACAGAACCUGACCAGUGUCAGUUUAAUGAGGAACUCUUUGACCCAGGUUAACUCAAACUGGUUCGGUCGGCCCGUUGUCCUCAGUGAGCUCAGCCUCUCAGAGAACCAGAUCGAGGCUGUGAAUGAGUCCAUGCUCGGCGGGUUUACCGGCCUCACAAAGCUCAGUCUGAGUAAGAAUCGGAUCAGAACCAUAGGUCCACACACUUUGGCCUCACAGAGCAGUCUAGCAGAGCUGGACUUGUCCGAGAACAGGUUGACUCGGCUCUCGCCGCAGGUCCUCGGGUCUCUCAGGUCCACCAAGAUAAGACUGGAUGGAAAUCCCUGGGACUGUUCCUGUGCGGCUCAAGACUCUGUUCUCCUCAUCAAAGGUCUCCACAGUCGAGCUCAGCUGGACACAGAGUCGCAGGUGACCUGUGUGACGCCUUCAGCCCUGAAGGGUCGACCGGUGUGGAACGUGACGGCGUGCGAGACGUCACCUGAACCAGGAUCAACAUCAGUGUCUCAGUCCGUCAACGUCAAACCCACGAGGUCUCUCACACCUGCAGCCUCUGAAAAAGUGGAAACAACACAAUCACAGCCAACGACGGAGAGUUCUGUCCAAACCACACCCACUGAGGGAGCCGUUCAAACUUCACACACUGGUAACACGAGCUUCUCCGAGGCUGAAACUGGUAAAGUUGGUCAAGUAAAGUGACUUUCUCUGUCGUUCUCUGCAGCGUCAGAAACCUCUGACGCUGCACCACUCAGACACACUGAUCUCAUCUGAUCACAACA
Molecule: messenger RNA, 914 nt
Organism: Solea solea (common sole)
Lineage: Eukaryota; Metazoa; Chordata; Actinopteri; Pleuronectiformes; Soleidae
Product: leucine-rich repeat-containing protein 15-like
Exons: 3
Coding region: 13-834 (273 amino acids)
Cellular component (GO): plasma membrane
Molecular function (GO): protein binding
Source: RefSeq, a predicted model, not a curated record